Capra hircus (goat) is the source of this 2930-nucleotide messenger RNA. It is a transcript of the gene ZNF500, whose product is annotated as zinc finger protein 500. Gene Ontology annotation, molecular function: RNA polymerase II cis-regulatory region sequence-specific DNA binding; DNA-binding transcription factor activity, RNA polymerase II-specific. Gene Ontology annotation, biological process: regulation of transcription by RNA polymerase II. Bases 282 to 1871 code for a protein of 529 amino acids. Lineage: Eukaryota; Metazoa; Chordata; Mammalia; Artiodactyla; Bovidae. The transcript is spliced from 7 exons. The record is from RefSeq and is a predicted model, not a curated record.
GCGGCCUUGCUCUCCAGCUCGACGCGCGGCUCAGCCAAUGGUCGCUUCCGAGCGUCCGGGUCUGUGUUGCACGGAUACUGGUCGUAGUUUCUGGACCGCCUAGACCUCCGUACCCACUGUCCCACUCCGGCCCCACCCCGCAGCACCGGCUCGCCGCGAGCUCCCCACGAGUCGCAGCGCUGUCGAGCCUUGAAAACAUCUUUCCCAGUGUCUGGCCAGAGGUGCAGGGAGAGACAGGCGUUAUCUCCAGGCUGGAGAAAGGGCAAGGGCCGCCAGGAGCAAUGGCGACCUCUCCCGGCCCCCAGCCUCUGGCCCCCCUGGAGCAGGAUGCGGGUGACAUCCUCGUAGUGAAGGUGGAGGAUGACUACUGCUGGGAAGAGGAGCCCUCCCUGCAGGCGGAAGACCCCAGCCCUGAAACCUUCCGCCAGCUCUUCCGGCUGUUCUGCUACCAGGAGGUGGCGGGGCCUCGGGAGGCUCUGAGCCGCCUUUGGGAGCUCUGCUGCCGCUGGCUGCGGCCCGAGCUGCGCACCAAGGAGCAGAUCCUGGAGCUGCUGGUGCUGGAGCAGUUCCUGACGGUGCUGCCGGGGGAGAUCCAGGCCCGGGUGCGGGAGCAGCAGCCAGAGAGUGGUGAGGAGGCCGUGGUCCUCGUGGAAGGGCUGCAGCGGGAGCCCAGGAAGCAGAGGCCGCGGGAUCCAGAGUUGCUCCCUAAUGACACGCUGUCCCAUGGGACAGAGGAGUGGUUCUCGAAACACCAGGUGGAAGCCCAGCCAGAGGACCUGUCCCUGGGGGAAGGGGCUCAGCACUCCAGCCAGCCACCCCCAGCCCAGCUGAGCCACAGGCCAAGAGGAGGCCCCUCGCUCUGGCCAAACAGGGGCCCCGCAGCUUCACGGCAUCAGGAGACAGCAGCCCUGGCCACAUCCUUCCUUUCAGCCUGGUCCCAGGUGCCGGUGACCUUGGAGGACGUGGCUGUGUACCUGUCCCAGGAGGAGUGGGGCUGCCUGGACGUGGCUCAGCAGGACCACAGCUGCGACGUGCUGCUGGAGGAUGCAGGUGCCGUGGGGAGGCGCUGUCGGACGCCGUGCUGUGUCCCAGAGCGGGCGAGUCUCUGGGAGGGUGCCGCUUCCUUCGGGCUCAUUGAGGGGCUCCCCACGCCCGGGCCCUAUCUGACCGCCCUGCAGGGGCAAGGAGAAGGCCUGCGGGACCCAGCUCGAGCAGCCUCGGGGCCAAGGGAGGUCUCUGGUGGAGCCAGUUCAGAGUGUGGGAGCCAUUUGGAGGAUGGUGAGGACGCUGGGGAGGACGCAUCGCUGAGCACAGCGUGGGCCCAGGUGCUCCAAGAUCUGGGUCCGGGGCCCGGCCAGGCCAGACCCCAGCGGCCUCAGGACCCUCUUGGGGUCCGGAAGCCACACACGUGCCGCGAGUGUGGCAAGGCCUUCCGCAAGACGUCGCACCUGACCAAGCACCAGCGCACGCACACGGGCGAGCGGCCCUACCAGUGCCAGGUGUGCGGGAAGCGCUUCGGCGACCGGUCCAACUGCAGCACUCAUCAGCGGGUGCACACGGGCGAGAAGCCCUACGCCUGCGCCGAGUGCGGCAAGCGCUUCAGCCAGAGCUCCAGCCUGGUCAUCCACCGCAGGACGCACACGGGCGAGCGGCCCUACCAGUGCCAGCUGUGCGGGAAGCGCUUCAACAACAGCUCGCACUUCAGCGCACACCGCAGGACGCACACGGGCGAGAAGCCCCACACCUGCCCGGCCUGCGGCAGGGGCUUCCGCCGGGGCACCGACCUCCGCAAACACCAGCGCACACAUGGCGGGGAGCAGCCGCUGCGCAGACCCCCAGGGCUCCAGGACACGCCCGGGCCUUGGGCCUGAUCUUUCGGGGAGCUGCAGGGUCGUUUCAUUCCUGGAGUCAGCUCCCCGUCUCCAGGCGUCUGCAGACUCUGUUCCUGUGGGCGCAGUGUGAGCAGGAAGCCGGGCCCUACAGGUGGAUCAGGGUCCGGGGCUACCACGAAGAACGCACAUGGGGGAGCACUUAACAGCAGUGGGAAUUCUCAGGUUGGGCCAGAGCCUGAAGUCAAGGUGCCUGUGAGCUGCUCCUUCAGAGGCUCGGGUGGGGUCUACCCCGCGCUCUCCUCCAGGCUUGUGGCCACAGGGCUCUGCCACUGCCUCCCCAGCCCCUUCUGCGUAUCUCCGCGUGUUCUCCUGUCUUGUAAGGACGCCAUCAUUGGAUUUAGGGCACACUUAGUCCAGAACGACCUCAUCUUAGCUCGUUACAUCUGCAAGGACCUGUUUCCAAGUGGAGUCCUGGCUGAGGCUCUGACUGUUGACUUGGGGGACACCCUUCAGCCCACUUUGGGGGAAGCCUUGGUGGCUGCGGCCGCUUGCAGCUUUACGUGUCCCCGUCCUCCCAGGGUUGCUCUUUUCUUCCUGCAGCCUCGCCGUGCUUGCCAGGUGUAGCCCGUGGGGGUUCUCCAGCAUCACAGUGGUUGGGGGUUCCCCUCGCAGAUCCACGGCUGCUCUGUUGGAUGGACGGCUGGUGUGGAGAUGCUUCCCUGAGACCCUUCCUUCUAACCUCCCCCGCCUGCCGGGAAGUCUGGGGGCUUCCCCAGGAUGUGCCAGGGCUGCCAUUGUUCCAGCCCAGGUGGCCAUGUCCCAGGAUACAGGCUGGCCUUGGUUGCCCCACUUUGUCUUUCUGAUGGGGUCAUGCCUCUGAUCAGUUCCAAUCUGUGGCCUCACGCAUGGCCGCGUGGCGCAAUAAGAGGCCUUGUUUGCUGUCGUCACGAGUGAAGUGGUGGGGCAGCUCUGAAAUCACUGGGUUUCAGGAUGUUCCAACCGAUCACUAGACAUACUGUAAUUUCUCCACACCCCCCACACACCCGGGGGUGUGAGCUGCUCUGCUCUGUUCCCUUAAUAAACAGCGUCUGUCAGUCG